Molecule: messenger RNA, 987 nt
Organism: Fusarium musae
Lineage: Eukaryota; Fungi; Ascomycota; Sordariomycetes; Hypocreales; Nectriaceae
Exons: 3
Coding region: 1-987 (328 amino acids)
Molecular function (GO): dioxygenase activity
Source: RefSeq, a predicted model, not a curated record
AUGUCUAAGACCACUACCCCAGAGCACGCUAACCUCCAUACCCUGAACUUCAGUUCGUUGCUCAACGGAGAUGUCACCGAGCAGGCCAACCUGCUCUCCGCUUGCGAAGACCAUGGCUUCUUUUACCUAGAUCUUCGCGAUUGGGAAUCUGGCAAGAUCCUGAAAACGCUAGAGGAUGCUUGGGUAGUGAUGAAGCAGUGGUUUGAUCAGCCGUUGGAAGAGAAGAUGAAGACUGAGACAAUCUCUGACGCUCACGGGUUUAAACCGCCUGGGGUACAGUCAGGAGUCAACGAAAACACCCGCGACGGUUUUGAGGCUCUAAGAAUCAGUCGCGUUGGUCUUCUCAACCGCUCCCAUCUCCCCGACGUAGUGCACGAGAACCUCCAACUCUUCGAAAAUCUCCAACUCUCCGCCCACUUCCUCCUAAAAACCCUUCUAUCCCGCCUCUCCGAUGCCGCAGGUCUCCAAAACGAAGACCGCUUCGAAACCUGCCAUCCAGACCAUCUCCCCUCCAAGAGCACAAUGUUCUUCAUCCACCAUCCCCUCAGCGACAUCCUCCACGACAAAACAGCCCGCGGGCACAACGCCCACACAGACGUUGGAUCAUUCACUCUACUCUUUACAGAACAGCCUGGUUUACAAGUAAUAUCGCCUACCACCAAUAAAUGGGAAUACGUCGCUACGAAACCAGGCCAUGCGAUUAUAAACGUCGCUGAUACACUUCGUUUCAUCUCUAAGCGACGCUUUAGAUCGGCUAUGCAUAGAGUGCUGCCCCCAGGGGGUAAGAUGAUGGAGGACAGAUACUCGGCUGCUUAUUUCUUGCGGGCUAGUGAUAGUGCUGUUUUCAAAGGGAUGGAUGGGGAGGAGGUUACGGCGGAGGAGUGGUUUCUUAGUAAGUAUAGUAGUUUCAAUAAGACUAUGGAGGAGCAGAGGGUUGACUCUGUUGCUACGGGUGGUAUGGAUAAGGAUCUGGGGCUGGAGGUUUGA